Molecule: messenger RNA, 771 nt
Organism: Symbiodinium sp. CCMP2592
Lineage: Eukaryota; Dinophyceae; Suessiales; Symbiodiniaceae
Source: the annotation of a GenBank genome assembly
AUGCCAUGGACACGGAUGAUGAUAGCGAUGCUAGGGUGGCUGCUGGGUCUGAUGCUGCACCGGCAGGGCCUCCACCUCCGCAGCCAGUGCACUGGCAACCGCAUGGGCCCCACCUCGACGGUGGCGAUGGGAGUGAUGAAGCAGACUCCAAGUCUGCCACUAGCUCUGACACACCGCCCGUCCUCCGAAUCGCUGGUGGAUGAGCUACUCAGUCUUGAGAAAAGACAGAGGCGGGAAGAAACCAGUGAAAUGGGACUCCAGGCUGUGGCAGACCUGGGCAGACGGGUCUUACGUGGACCCUUCCUACAAAAGUGGCAAGAGGCUGGCGCGGAAAAGCCGAGGUGGGCAUGGGAUCCAGCAGCUGCCGACGAGGCACUGGACCCCACACAUGAGGACCUCGAUGACCUGGUCCUGGGAGCUGGAGCACUACGAGCAAUACAACGGGCUCUGGCUCUGGCGUGGCGACUACAGUACAGGUGCAAGAGGACAACCCCGCUCUCAGCCAACGGCAAUUGGGUGGGCGACAAGGCGCUUUCACGAGGAACCUCAAUGGUGCCUCUUGGCGAGACACGCUCCAUUCGGCUCGAUACAGCUUACGACUGGCACCAUGGAAGCGAUGGGUCGAACAGGUCCGCAUUGCUUUGGAAGUCUGCAACCAGCAGGCCUAGAUGGAUGUGCUGGCGUGAUCGCUCCCUGCGAGCUCAGGAUGUGCGAGCCGAUGCCACGGCACCACAGCACCACAGCACGGCCGGCUGCCAGGGUGUGCCAUGA